Molecule: messenger RNA, 1406 nt
Organism: Zingiber officinale
Lineage: Eukaryota; Viridiplantae; Streptophyta; Magnoliopsida; Zingiberales; Zingiberaceae
Product: probable polygalacturonase At1g80170
Exons: 10
Coding region: 1-1356 (451 amino acids)
Biological process (GO): carbohydrate metabolic process
Molecular function (GO): polygalacturonase activity
Source: RefSeq, a predicted model, not a curated record
AUGUCUCUUCUAGAAGGACGGAGCAUCAACAAACCACUUCCAUAUGAGAUGUACGAGAGGCAUGAAUUCAAUUUGUGGAGGAUGCAGAUGGAAAGCUUCAUCUUCAUGAAAGACUUUGAUAGUGGCUUGACAGUGAGAAGAUCAACACAAAAAUCAGAAGCAAACCAAAAGGAUCAUAGAACAGUACUAGCAGUGAUGUUGAGUGCAAUGACUACUGUUCUGAAUAAUGUGCUAGUGGCUGCUUCAGUGCACAAUGUGCUUUACUAUGGUGCCAAAGGAGAUGGGCACACAGAUGAUACCCAAGCAUUUUUAAAAGGUUGGAAUGCAGUGUGUGCAGAUGCUGGGGCUCCUACGCUUCUUGUUCCAUCAGGAAAAACCUUUUUGUUGAGCCAAAUUACAUUCUCUGGCCCAUGCAAAGCUAAAAUCCAUGUUCAGAUUGAUGGAACACUCAUGAGACCCAACGUGGUAUGGGAGAGUAACGAGCAAAGUUGGAUUCUAUUUAACGGUCUUGACGGUUUGGUUAUAGACGGUUAUGGAGAGAUAAACGGCCAGGGACUAUCUUAUUGGGAUUGUAAAAUUAGAAACAUAUGCUCCACUGCCCCCAAUGCGUUAGAGGUGGCGAACUGCGACGGAUCAACGGUGAGGGGCUUACUGAUCAGGAACAGCCCUGGAAUGCAAGUGGUGUUGGGCUUCAGUUCGAAGGCCCAAAUUAAUGGGCUCACCGUGAUCGCUCCUGGAGAAAGCCCAAAUACCGACGGCGUCCACAUCAGCCACAGCCAGCACGUCGCUGUGUCCAACUGCGUAAUUUCCACAGGAGAUGAUUGCGUGUCGAUCGGCAAUGGUACCUUCGAUGUGAACGUUAGCCGCAUCACAUGUGGGCCCGGUCACGGAAUAAGUAUUGGUAGCCUUGGUGGGCAACACUCUGUGUCAGUGGUGGAGCAAAUUCGUGUGUCGUAUUCUCGUAUAUUUCACGCAACAAAUGGACUGAGAAUAAAGACAUGGCAAGGAGGAUCGGGGCAUGUAAAAGGGAUCACCUUUGAGCAUAUCAACUUGACAGCAGUGUACAAUCCCAUCAUUAUCGACCAGUACUACUGCCCUAACCAAGUUUGCUCUAACAAGACAUCGGCGGUUGCAGUGCGGGACGUGAAAUACUACGGAAUAAGAGGGACGAGCAAUCAGAGAUUCGGCAUCAACUUGAGGUGCAGCCAGAGCAGGGCCUGCACGGGCAUCAAGAUGCAGAAUGUGAUUAUCCAGCCGGCGUCGCCGGGACAGCAGGUGGAAGCUUACUGCUUCAACUCCCAUGGAACAGAUAUACAGCCUGUUUUUCCUGCUGUCCCUUGUUUGGUUUCUCAAUAGAUUUGCCAUCGAUCCUCAUUAUUGUUCUAUCUAGAUUUUUCGAGAUAUUU